Molecule: messenger RNA, 1879 nt
Organism: Nymphaea colorata (pocket water lily)
Lineage: Eukaryota; Viridiplantae; Streptophyta; Magnoliopsida; Nymphaeales; Nymphaeaceae
Product: arabinosyltransferase RRA2-like
Exons: 3
Coding region: 399-1685 (428 amino acids)
Biological process (GO): root hair cell development
Molecular function (GO): glycosyltransferase activity
Source: RefSeq, a predicted model, not a curated record
GAAAAUGCGUGACAAGAACAUCACUUGUGGAGAGAAAAGAUCCAUGGCUGGUCGAGCGGGACAUUCUAGUGAGUGAAGGGCUCUUGUCGGAGAUGACGACGGUUGAGCGAGACGUCCCGGUCAGUGAAGGGCUCCUGUGGGAGAUGACAAUGGACGUUGAAUAAAUUGAAGGGAAGAGGCCGUUACCCACUCAGCAGUUUCACUGGGUUUUCUGACUAUGCCAAGGCCACAGGCGCACUAAACUGCUUGCUUCAAAAAGCAUCUUCAACUGGUCUCUUUCUUUUGCCUUUUUCGUCUUCUUUUUUUUGUCCAGGGAGAAAAAGCAGGAAAGAGAAACGGUGCUUAAAUUGAAUUCCGCUGGUUUUGCCAUCGGAGAUCGGGAAAAACCUUCUGAAACGAUGUCGGGGCGGCGGGACGUGCCCUUGAUGAGAGGCAACGGCCAGUCGAUCCGGGGGUCGAGAAUCGCCAUAGCCAUCGGGAUCGGCAUCCUCCUUGGCUCCGUGUUUGCAUUCCUUUACCCCGAGGGCUUGUUCCUUCGUUUUCCGCGCUCGGAAGAACGCUUCCAGGUGAAUUCAACUAAUUGUGGAUCUUCCGAGCGAUUCAAGACAUUGAGGUCCGAGCUGAGUUCGUUGCUGAAGAAGAAUGAGGAAUUGAAGAAGCAGAUUAGAGAGCUAACCUUGAAGAAACAAUUGGCAGAAAGAUCAAAGGAGCAUGCUGAGAAACAAUUCCUUAUGCUGGGGAAACAACAUAAAGCUGGGCCCUUUGGUACUGUUAGGAGUCUGAGGACCAACCCAGGCGUCAUUCCUGAUCCGACCAUCAACCCUAGACUGCAAAAGAUUCUUGAAAAGGUGGCCGUCAAUAAGGAGCUCAUAGUUGCCGUGGCAAACACCAAUGUUCAGGAUAUGCUGGAGGUCUGGUUCAACAGCAUCAAGCAUGUGGGUAUACCCAAUUAUCUAGUUGUAGCAUUGGACGAUGACACAGAGACCUUCUGCAAAACAAAGGGUGUUCCGGUCUACAGAAGAAAUCCGGAUGAAGGUGUGGAUUCUGUUGCUAAGAAUGGUGACAAUCAUGCUAUUUCUGGAUUGAAAUUCAGAAUUCUGAGGGAGUUCUUGCAGAUGGGAUACAACGUUCUUCUCUCGGAUGUUGACAUUGUCUACUUGCAGAACCCCUUCGAGCAUCUGUAUAGAGAUUGCGAUGUGGAGUCCAUGACUGAUGGUCAUGACAACGGGACAGCCUAUGGAUACAAUCAUGUCUUUGAUGAGCCUGCAAUGGGUUGGGCCCGCUAUGCUCACACGAUGCGCAUAUGGGUUUAUAAUUCUGGCUUCUUUUACAUUAGGCCCACCUUUCCAUCUAUUGAGCUUUUGGAUCGUGUUGCAGCGAGACUUGCGAAGGAUCGUAAGUUGUGGGAUCAAGCGGUUUUCAAUGAGGAGCUCUUCUUUCCUUCUCACCCUGGAUAUGAUGGUCUCCAUGCCUCAAAGAGAACUAUGGAUUUCUAUGAAUUUUUGAAUAGCAAAGUCUUGUUCAAGAGUGUCAGAAAAGACCCCAAUUUGUCCAAGAUAAAGCCAGUGAUUGUUCACAUAAAUUAUCAUCCUGAUAAGCUUUCUAGGAUGAAGGCAGUUGUGGAAUAUUACGUGAAUGGGAAGGAAGAUGCUCUGAAAAACUUUCCUGACGGUUCUGAUUGGUGAAAACUUCACAACGUAUAACUGUUGGUCUAACUGGAGGCCUUGGCUUGACACGAAUACUGUUGGGGAAGAUGACACAUUUACUAGAUUUACCUUUUCAAGGUUAAAUAUGUACUUUUAGUGUUGUUCCAUGAUUUAGUUUAAUUACAAAGUUACAUUUUUUUGAGAUAUCUAAUGGCUAAAUAUAUCGUUGCCCA